Molecule: messenger RNA, 1546 nt
Organism: Callorhinchus milii (elephant shark)
Lineage: Eukaryota; Metazoa; Chordata; Chondrichthyes; Chimaeriformes; Callorhinchidae
Gene: irx6a
Product: iroquois homeobox 6a
Exons: 7
Coding region: 1-1440 (479 amino acids)
Biological process (GO): neuron differentiation; regulation of transcription by RNA polymerase II; cell development
Cellular component (GO): nucleus
Molecular function (GO): DNA-binding transcription factor activity, RNA polymerase II-specific; RNA polymerase II cis-regulatory region sequence-specific DNA binding
Source: RefSeq, a predicted model, not a curated record
AUGGUAACAAAAGGAGCAGCGAUGUCCUUCCCUCAGUUCGGAUACCCAUACAACGCGACUUCACAGUUUUUCGUGUCAGCAAGUCCCAGCUCGACGUGUUGCGAAUCCGGCUCCAGAACUGGAUCUGAAGGCUCUACAGGGGCGGCCCAGGCUGCCAUUUGCUGUCCUUCCUAUGAUAACAGACUGCUGGCCAACGCCAGGACUGAGAUCAACGCAGCUGCUGCGGCUCUGGGCAUGUACAGCUCUCCCUAUGCAACUGCAGCCAGCCAGAGCUAUGGGAACUACCUUACAUACAGCACAGACCCCUCUGCUCUCUACUCCUCACUGAAUUCCCAGUAUGAAAUUAAAGAUGGCACUGGGAGUUUGCACUCGGGAAUAGCUCAACCAGCUGCCUACUAUCCAUACGAUCAUUCCUUGGGGCAGUAUCAGUACGACAGGUACGGUACCAUGGACUUCAAUGGCUCGACUCGACGAAAAAAUGCGACUCGAGAAACCACAAGCACUCUGAAGACUUGGUUGUACGAGCACAGGAAGAACCCCUACCCCACCAAAGGCGAGAAAAUCAUGUUGGCCAUCAUCACCAAAAUGACUCUGACUCAAGUGUCCACCUGGUUCGCCAACGCCAGGAGGAGGUUGAAGAAGGAGAACAAAAUGACCUGGUCACCCAGAAACAAAGGGGGAGACGAGAAAAAGGAGGAGGGCGAGAAGAGGGAUGAAGAGGAAUACGACACAGAUAACGAUCCAAAGGAAUGCAGGGAGGAGAAGGAGUUGAGGCUGAGCGACCUGGACGAUUUGGAAGACGAUGAGCCGGAGGAGAAACUUGAGAGCGACCAGGACAAGCCACCAACCGGCCUGGGUCUGAGGAGAGGGCUGGUGGAGACUGAGAAAACUGACUGCAACGUGUCGCCUCCGAGCGACCAUCACACCUUCUGCUCGAGGAACACUUCCACCCUGGAAUCCGAGUUCCUGGAGACUAUUGCAAACAAGCCAACUGUUUCUGUGACAGCCCCCCCCAGCCUGCCCCAGCGCUUUGAGACGGCAGAGAAGCCAAGGAUUUGGUCUCUGGCGCACACGGCGGCUUCUCACGCCUUGGUGGCUUCUCAGCUGGACCAGCCCCGGACAGGGAGAUACUGCUCGGACGCCAGGCCGGCCCAUGGCUCGGGGAGCCACCAGGCAGACGAUGGGAUUGCUCUUGGAGACUCUUCGCAAGCAGCUCAGAUCCUGAGAACUUCUGCUUUCAACUUGCAAACGCUUGUGGCCACGGGUCAACUGCACUGCGCUUCCUACCCCGUGCUGGACAACUGCCAGUUCACGACAGGGUCUGAAGGAUUUUUGAGAAAUGUGAAAUCUGAUCUGGGAUCAGCAGAUAUUAGUGAGGCGUGUCUUUUACAUCAGCAAGAGAAAGUGCGAACGGCCUUCAGACCUGUGCUGAAGAGGUGAGGUUUGUUUAACGCUGUGCCACACCGUAAGCCCAGGCGAACCUGCACAACUCCUUUAUUUUAUGCACUAAUGAUCUGACAAUACACUGGAGAGAGAGAGAGAGAGA